AGAAAUAUCAGUUGCCAAAUUCCUCUUGUUUUCUCCUUAUGUGUUCUGCGUUUCAAUAUCUAUCAGUUUGUAUCAAUGGACUUAACAUAAGCAGCUUCAGUGCCGGAGACGUGGCCGUCUUUAAGUCAUCGGUGGGUUUUAGUGUCUGGUUUAUGGUUUUUACAAAGAAUCUUUGUUUUAUGGAGGUGUUGUGAUUAUUUUGAAAGAGUUGCUUUCAGACUUUCAGUUGCGGUAACCGAACUUAAACCCGUAAACACACACCUACACUUCAAAUAUGUCAAAGAUUCAGCGCCUACUUCUUCAGAAAUUCACCCUCACAUCCUCUCUCCAAACCCUCAGAACCCUGCACACCCUGCAAGCCUCUCGGAAUCCGUCAACUGAAUCAGUCUCAGAUUCUUUUUUGGUGGAGAAAAUAUUAUUCAAUUUAAAGCAAUGGAAUGUUAACUCUUUGCGUCACUAUCAAUUUCGCUUGAACCCAGUUACUGUAGUUGAGGUUUUAUAUCGUCUGCGUGAUAAUCUGCAUUUGGGUCAGAGAUUUAUUGAUUUUAUUGCCUUGAAUUGUGCUAAUUUUAAGCAUUCGUCUUUGUCUUUGAGUGCAAUGAUUCACAUUUUGGUGCGAAGUAGACGAUUAUCUGAUGCACAAGCUUUGAUUCUUAGGAUGGUUAGAAAGAGUGGUGUUUCACGAGUAGAAAUUGUUGAGUCUUUGGUUUCUACGUAUAAGAAUUGUGGGUCUAAUGAGUUAGUUUUUGAUUUGUUUAUUAGGACUUAUGUUCAAGCUAGGAAGUUAAGAGAAGGAUCAGAGGCCUUUCUCGUAUUGAGAAAUAAAGGAAUUUGUGUUUCUAUCAAUGCUUGCAAUAGUCUUCUUGGUGGGUUAGUGAAGAUUGGUUGGGUUGAUUUGGCAUGGCAAGUUUAUGCAGAGGUUGAUAGAAGUGGUAUUGAAUUGAACGUUUAUACUUUAAAUAUUAUGGUUAAUGCAUUGUGUAAAGAUCACAAAAUCGAUAGUACUAAGUUGUUCUUAUGCAAGAUGGAAGAGAAAGGGAUUUAUCCAGACAUUGUGACAAAUAAUACGCUGAUCAACGCGUAUUGUCGUGAAGGGCAAGUGGAAGAAGCUUUUGAGUUGAUGAACUCAAUGUCGGGAAAGGGUUUGAGACCGGGUGUUUAUACUUAUAAUUCUCUUAUUAAUGGUUUAUGCAGGAAGGGAAGAUAUGAGAGAGCAAAGGAAGUUUUGGAUGAGAUUUUGCAAAUGGGGUUAACCCCUGAUACUGCUACUUAUAACACACUUCUUGUUCAGAGUUGUAGAAAGGAUAAUAUUUUGGAAGCUGAAGAAAUUUUAGGUGAAAUGUCUCGUCGAGGUGUUGUUCCAGAUUUAGUUAGCUUUAGUUCACUGAUUGGAGUAUUCUCAAGGAGUGGGCAGCUUGAUCGAGCAUUAAUGUAUUUUAGACAUAUGAAGAGUGCUGGAGUAGCUCUGGAUACUGUUGUUUAUACCAUCCUUAUAGAUGGGUAUUGUAGAAACGGCUUCAUGUUGGAGGCAUUGAAAAUGCGGGAUGAGAUGCUAGAGCAGGGUUGUAUUAUGGAUGUCGUUACGUACAAUACUAUUUUGAAUGGACUCUGCAGGACAAAGAUGCUCGCUGAUGCAGAUGAGCUGUUUAAGGAGAUGUUGGAAAGGGGUGUAUUUCCUGAUUUUUAUACUUUCACCACAUUAAUUCAUGGAAACUGUAAGGAUGGAAAUAUGACGAAAGCACUCAACCUUUUUGAUAUGAUGACUCAAAAGAGUAUUAAGCCUGACAUUGUGACAUACAACACACUGAUUGAUGGGUUUUGCAAGGUUGGUGAAAUGGAUAAAGCUAACGAGUUAUGGACUGAUAUGAUCUCUCGAAAAAUUUUCCCAAAUUAUAUUUCAUAUGGGAUUUUAAUAAAUGGAUUUUGCUGUAUGGGUCAUGUUACUGAGGCAUUCAGGUUGUGGUAUGAGAUGGUUAGGAAAGGUAUUAAGCCAACUCUUGUGACUUGUAACAUAAUUAUAAAGGGGUAUUGUCGUUCAGGUGAUGCAUCAAAGGCUGAUGAAUUCUUAAGUAAGAUGAUCUCAGAAGGGGUUGUUCCUGAUAGCAUAACAUAUAAUACUCUUAUUAACGGCUUUGUAAAGGAAGAGAAUAUGGACCGAGUAAGUGUUCUGGUUAGCAAGAUGGAAAAUCAAGGACUACUGCCUGAUGUUAUUACAUACAAUGUAAUUUUGAGUGGGUUUUGUAGACAAGGAAAUAUGCAAGAGGCUCAGCUCGUACUUCGGAGAAUGAUUGAGAAAGGUGUAAAUCCUGAUAGGUCCACGUACACUUCACUGAUAAAUGGACAUGUCAGCCAAAACAAUUUAAAGGAGGCAUUCCGUUUCCACGAUGAAAUGCUACAAAGGGGAUUUGCCCCAGAUGAUAAAUUCUAAUUGGUUUCACUUGCAGCCAUUGGAAUGAUUGUAGUACCAAGUACUUCUUCGCAAGUUCAUGUUGCAUUCGUUUUGCAGCAUGUUAGGUAUAUACAGAGGUAACAUGAAGAGUAUUUAAAAUGCAAAGUCUCGGGAGGCCAAGGAUGAAACCAGGGAAAAUUGUGGCUUAGGGGAUUAUUCCAAGUUGCAGCAAUUUGCUUUGGCAAACAGCAAAGUAGAUGUGAGCCAUUCAGCAUUACUUAACCGAGAUCUGCCAUUUGAUUAGAACCUAGCCUUAAUUCGUUUAGCAGUCUGAUCAUGACGCUGAAGUUUGAAACCUUACCCCAAUUUUUUCUGCCCAGUACUGGCUCUCUCGGUCUCUCUCCGGUUUGCUGUAUUUAAUUUCUCUUGAGAUGACUCAAUUGGACUCCUUUCAUUUUGGUGUAGGGCACUAUGAAAUGUGGUUGAACUCAGCAAGAAGCAACAAUCUUCAAUAGCUAAAAGCAAUGGCUAUCAGUUGCAGGAAAUUCAGUAGCAUGCUCUAGUGCAAGCUAUGUCACUCGAUUCUAAAAGGAAACAAUAGAACAUGUUGGAAACGUGCUCGAGUUCAAAUCAUAGACCUGAACUGUGGAAAUAUAUUUGCCUCGAACGUAAGUUCACUUUAAUUAGCACCCAGAAUUGUUUUUGCUCUUUCAACUCAUGCAUCUAUGUGAAUAGUGGAACAAAUUCUUCUGUAUUUAAUCCAUUUGAGUAAUUAAAUUUUUUUCAAGAUUUUCUGCAUGCUUCGUUGUAACUCUUUAAGAGCUUAUCCGUCAUUGAAUAAUAUAAGCUUUAGUCGAAAAAACC
Molecule: messenger RNA, 3253 nt
Organism: Pistacia vera
Lineage: Eukaryota; Viridiplantae; Streptophyta; Magnoliopsida; Sapindales; Anacardiaceae
Product: pentatricopeptide repeat-containing protein At5g01110-like
Exons: 2
Coding region: 275-2428 (717 amino acids)
Cellular component (GO): chloroplast
Molecular function (GO): protein binding
Source: RefSeq, a predicted model, not a curated record